UCAUUGACUGAGGUAAUGGAAAAGAAGUCGAAGAUCAGUAUAAAAGGCCCAAAGUAGAUGGUUAGAGACACAGUUCCUUCACUGAUCCUCCGUCGAGCAGUUCUCUCGCCUAAUCAUGCAGAAACUCCUGAUGAUCACCUUAUUAGCUGCACUGGUGGCCAUGUGCUACGCAGGACACAUUAAGGGCGGAUUUGGAGGAGGGGGCUUGGGUGGAGGAGGUUUUGGAGGCGGUUCCUUCGGUGGGGGCCAUGGAGGCGGAUUUGGAGGCGGCCUUGGAGGCGGCCUUGGAGGCGGCCUUGGAGGCGGUCUUGGAGGUGGAUCCUUCGGUGGCCGACCAUAUGGAGGAGGUGGAUUUGGGGGUGGUUCCUUUGGAGGCGGCCAUGGAGGCGGUCUUGGAGGCGGCCUUGGAGGCGGAUCCUUUGGAGGACACGGAGGCUCCUUUGGAGGUGGUUCCUUUGGGAGGAAGCGCGGUGGGGCUUCUAUUCGGAGGUGGAUUCCCCAGUGGUGGUCGAUAUGGAAAAUAGAUAUCCAUAAAUGA
Molecule: messenger RNA, 538 nt
Organism: Macrobrachium nipponense
Lineage: Eukaryota; Metazoa; Arthropoda; Malacostraca; Decapoda; Palaemonidae
Product: ctenidin-1-like
Exons: 2
Coding region: 116-538 (140 amino acids)
Source: RefSeq, a predicted model, not a curated record